UGUAAAAAAAUUGAAAUGAAAAAACCAAAUGAAAUCAAAUUAAUGAACAUAAAUAAUUCCAAAAUUAUAAAUCAAAAUGAACAUAAAGGAAAAUUCACAUUUUGGAACGGAGAUAUUUAUGAUGGAGAAUAUAAAAUAAAUAAUGAUCGAUUUCAAUUAAUUAAGCAAGGUAGAGGAACAUAUAUUACUGAUAACUUUGAUGUUUAUGAUGGUGAUUGGGAUAAUGAUACAUUUGCUAAUGCUGAUAUUCAUAUUAAAUAUAAUAAUGAUGCUCAAUAUCAAGGUAAAAUUGAUUCAAAUGGAAUAAUGAAUGGUCUAGGAACGUAUAUAUUUCCCGAUAAAUCCUCCAUUAAAGCCAUAUGGCAUAAUAACAUACCAUCUACAAAUGUUAUUUACAAAGAACCUCUUGGAUUCGCGUGGAUAGUCGAAGACUUAUCAAUAGAUUCCAUUACGUUUUUCGCUGGAAAUCAUUUUUGGACUGAUAUAUCUGACCAAAGUGCCACUUACUCCAGUAAUUCUUUCGAUCAAAAUGAAUCAAAUUGA
This is a messenger RNA of Apis florea (little honeybee), 543 nucleotides long. RefSeq lists its product as uncharacterized. Lineage: Eukaryota; Metazoa; Arthropoda; Insecta; Hymenoptera; Apidae. The record is from RefSeq and is a predicted model, not a curated record.